Molecule: messenger RNA, 6759 nt
Organism: Scylla paramamosain (green mud crab)
Lineage: Eukaryota; Metazoa; Arthropoda; Malacostraca; Decapoda; Portunidae
Product: mucin-2-like
Exons: 5
Coding region: 245-6016 (1923 amino acids)
Source: RefSeq, a predicted model, not a curated record
CCCGAACCUGUCAGUGGCGAGGCGAGCAGUGUAAACAAGCGGCGGGUGUGGGCCGUCUCUCCUUCCUCUCUCCCUCACGCAUUUACCAACGAAUUCUUCCCCUUUAGGGAGCCUCAGAGUACACAUAGAGGACCUGAGCUACUCCAGCACCAUGGCAUCGGUGCCCUAGUGUCCCCUACGCGAGGACGCCGUGUGGUAAUGGAGGAGAGGAUGUGUGGUCACAUUUAACUAAAGACUGGGCAGCAUGGACCCACCAGCAACUGUUGGGCCUGGACCUCCAGCCCUCAAAAUCAAGAAGGAGGUGAAGGAGGAGCCAGAGUUCAUCUAUGUGGAUGAGACGGUGUGCCGGGUGAAGCUGGAGGAGGGUGAUGAGGAGGUGAUCUUGCCAAAGGAUGACAUGAUGCUGGAGCCAGAAAGUGCUCUCCUUGUCCUGGAGGGCCAGACUGUGCCACCACCACCACAGAGACAGCCUGCCCGCCGUGGCAGAAAACCCAGAAUUCUUCGGAGCAGCCGAGGCAACAUGCACUCUUGCACCAUCACUGCCAGGAAGAUUCUGCCUCGCCCCUCUCCCAUGCAGGUGCCCCUCACCAUUUCCCAUCUCCAGCCCCCUCCACCACCUCUUUCUCUUCCUCUUCCACCCAGGAGCAAACCACCUCAAGCACAAGUGAUGGUUAGGCCAACACUGCAGCCCCCAACUGCCACCAAUUCUGGCCGUAAGAUCCUCCCAUGGCCACAUCAGCUGAGUCCAGCUAGUCUGGCCCCAGUCUCACAACAGCAGAAACUGCAGCCGCUCAAUCCCAGCCUCACAACCUGUCCUCCUGCUGCACAGACUCUGCCUCUGAGCCACCUCCAGCCCAUUAAUCCUGGGACAAACAGUGGGCUUAUGCCCCUGCAGCCUCUUUCUUUAACCCAGCUCAGGUCUCCUCCUCCAUCUAGCUGCAUUAGUCAGUUGGGUGUACCCUUGUCACCUCAGAAGAUGCCAGUACCUCCAAAAGGUUCAAGAAAGACAGUUACCACACUGCCCCAACUGGCAGCUGGACCUCCUACACCCUGUACCAGGGUUCCACUACUGCCACUGUCAGAAGCAGGUGUCAAAAAGAGCAGCCCAUCUCCAUCCAUGCAGGCAACCACUGCCAGCCAUGUCCGAAAACUGCUGCCACGGCCUCUUAAAGCUGCUGUGAGGCCACCUGCCAGUACAGUGUUUCAGCAGCACCAGCACCAGGGUGCUCUGCCUGCUUUGCAACAACUCCAUCCUGUUCCUCCUGUCAGCACACAACAAACAGUCUCCUUACAGCAGUUUGAGAGCCUUAACCCAUCAACCUCUCAGACCACCAGCCUUGCCCUCCAGUCCUUAAAUGUGAGUGGCCAACCACCACCUCUCUCUGGGUCCUCCCAGGUGGUGUCUGUGCAACAUGUCCGGGCCAUGGCUGUGCUUCCUCCCCAGCCAUCCCAGAAAGUGAAGCUUUCUGAACCAUCUUUACAGUCUCCUCACCACCUCCACACUGUAGCUUCCAGCACAUCCCCCCAGAGGCUAGCUUUUCAGCAAGUCCAGCAGGGUCCCUCCAUCAGUGUAUCCCAAGGUGUAGCCAUCCAUUCUCUACCAGCUCGAACACCACCCACCCCACAGCAGCAGGCCACUACUCUCUGUCAGGUUCACACACUGCAGUCAUCUGCUGGUCAUACCCAGGGCUCUCGAGGGUCAUCUCAUCAGGCCCUGUCAACUCUGGCUCCAGAUUCCCAUAAAGCAGUUCCUGUCCCCCAUUACUCUAGCCAUGCUCCAGGAGACACACAGGCAGUUCCCCAAGUGUCUCCAGCGGGCAAAAGGUCUCCUUUACCCCAGAUGUGUUCAACUUCAUUUUGCACUAGUCAAUCAACUGUUCCAACUCAGGCUGAGCUUCAGAAUAGUGAGCUUACUUUCCAUGAGCUAAGCUCAGCCAAUCAAAUUCUCAAGGAAGGUAGCACACCCUGCCCUGACACAAACCAUUCUGCCAAAGGUCAUGAUGUAAUGAGUCUCCAUAUAGCAUCCAGACAAGGCAUGCCUGUUGGAGCCACACCCAAUGGAGCAGUGCUUAAGGUGCCAAUACAGCCUUUGAGGCCAUCUGCUUCCUUCCCCAGGGGUAAAAGAAAAUACCUGCGCAGGAAUCCACGGGAACUGAAAGCCAAUAAAAAGAAGAGCAUGCCUGUAUUAAAAAUGGCUUCUGUUUCCACCUACUCUUGGCCAUUUAAUGUGCAUGAAAAAGAUCUAUAUACCCCCACUUCCACUGCUGCCAUGCAGGGCCGUAAGAUCCUGCCCCGUCCGUGCCCUGCCUCCUUGGUUGGUUCACAGCUGGAGCAAGUGCAUCCAGUCACUACUCACAGUGCAUCAGGAUGGCUUAUGCCACAAGUGGAGCAACAUGAGGGAUGUGGCACUGUGGUUACUUCCCUUGACAGUUCCUCAGUGGAAACAUUAACCCACACUACUACAUCAUCAUCUGAAACUCAGUUGGUUGCCCUUGGCUUGUCACACAAGGCCCAGCCUCUUGGCUCUUCAGGUGUUCUAGCAGCCACUGAUCAAGGAGACAUAAGUAAAAGCAAUAUAACAGAAAACUUCUUGCAGCCUGUCUCGCCUGCCAAAGUUGUUGCUGCUUGCAGUUUUGUUCCACAUGAUAAGGAAAUCACUGCCACCCCUGAAAAGAGCAGUAGUGGUACAUCACAAGAAGUGGAAUCAAGACACAGUGGAACAAAGACUGACAGCUCAGACCAAUCUAAUCUUGAGUGUACAGACUGUGGCUCCAUUUCAAAAGCAGAUGCUGAUUACCCAGCUGGACAGCUUCCUGAUUUGGAUAACAAAGCUGCAUGGAAUCAAGUAGAGGAGCAUAUGGUUACUCUUAGGGAUGAUAUGCAUACCUCAGGAGAAGAUACAGUAGAUCACACCACCCCACAGGUUACCCCUGAGCACAUUAAUCAUCAACUCAUGUCACAGGAUACUUCAGAGGAUGGCUAUCAAGAUCAGGCUACUCUACAGGAUGCCACAGAGAACAAGAAUGAGAGUCAAGCUACUUCACAGGAUACCAUAGGAAGUAGCAUCCAGGCUCAAGCCACCUCACAGGAUAACCUAAAGGAUGAUUUUCAAGAUCAGCAUACUUUGCAGACUCCCUCAGGGGACAGCACACAGAAUCAGUCUGCUUCACAGAAUACAUCAGGAUACAGCAUCCAUGAUCAGUCCAUCUCACAAGGUAUCCAAGAGGACAGUAGUCACAGUCAGCCUAUCCUUUAUGAUAACCAAGAGGAGGACACUUGUCCACCCACUUCACAGAAUGAUCCAGUUGACCCUGUUUUAGAUCAUCCUAGUUCACAGGACACCCAAGGGGACAACACUGUAGAUCAGUCCAUCUCAUGGCAAUCUUCUACACCCUCUGAAUUGGUGCCACCCUUGAUUGUUCCAGCCAGUCAGGGAGAAGAAAAUCUCAGAGAAGAGAAUGAUGGUUUGUUGUCUCAGGGCUCAGUUUUUGAGGACAACACCUUGCCUACCUGUAAUUCUACUCCCCAGUCCUCCAUCUCUGUGCAGGAUGAAGAUAUUUGCUCUCCAUUCUUAUCUCUUUCCUCUUCCUGCCCUUCUCAAUCCAGAUUGCCAGCAACAAGGUUUUCUACCCUUCCAGAAGCCACUGCAGUACUCACAACACAAGGGCAAAACAUUCAAGAUCACCUUAGUCUCCCAGUAUCCUGCCUCUGUCAAAACAACAGAUGGGUACCUCCAACAUCUCUGCCAAAUACCUUUGAGGGAUCCCCGAGCACCAACAGCUCAUCCACCACAACCUCAGCCUGUACCUCCAUUUCCUCUACCAUAUGUCAAAGACUCUCUGCCUCACCUAAGUCUUCCCUCAAAUCACUUGUACCUCAUGGAACUCAUAAAGAAGCAAAGGAGGAGGCACUGCAUACUACAGAGCAUGUGUCCUCUCCCAUUGACUCUGGAACACCUCUACCCAGCUGUACUUCACUUACUGACAUCAUGAUGACAAGGCCAGAUGGAUUCAUUUCCCCUGAAGGCUUGAUGCCUCAGGACAGUGCUGAUUGCUCUCCCUCUAAAACACAAGACCCCAGUGCUACUGACACCUCUACAUUUAACCCAGCUGGACAGCUCAGGGAAGACUUUAGAGUCAUCACUGCCACAACCACCACUGUCACCAUUACUACUACAGCCACAGCUGUCUCUACUACCACUACUACCUCCCAGCAUGCCACCACCCACAUAUACAUGGAGGCUGAAGCAAAGCAGGAGUCUUCAAAUCCUCCAUCUCAGGAAGAAGUGGAUCCAUCACCCUCUCUAGUGUCAGCAAGCUGUCACUUCUCACAGCCAAAAUGUCCACCAGACUGCAUGUUGGUAGAGCAAGAAACAUGUCGCAUUGAGUGUCAGGCUCCACCUGAGAGUCAGAGGAAGACAUGCAGAAGGCACCAGCAGCAGCAUAGAACCAUGAGGGCACUGGUAAGGGCACAGAGGAGGACCAUUCAGAUGUUAAGGAACAAGCUUCAGUGUGAGCAGAGACGAAGCAAGGCACUGUGGGAAGCACUGAGACGCAGCAUGGCAUCUAAGGUCAGCGGUGAAGGUGAGCUGUUUCCUAAGGGAAGUGGGGAAGUAAAGAAGGAGAAAGUAACACAGCCACAUCCAUCUCCCCCUGUCACCAGGAGCAGGACCAGACCAAAGCAAAUUGUUGCUGCCACACUUUCCUCUGCUAGGCUGAAGAGGAAACAUGAGGACAAACCUACUAACACCUUGAAAAAAGUAGUCACAUUAGAUCGUAAUGAUGACUAUAGACUAGGAGAGGAUGGCCCUCAUGUCCAGGCCAUCUGCAUCCCCACACCCACUGCUGGCAAGACAGAACUUCAGACCUUGGUGCGGGAGUUCAUGAUGCGGGAUGAUGUUUCACGAACCACCAGACACGGCACAAGGCACUUCCUUCACUACCUUCCGCUGCUGCACAAGCGGUUCAUGGCAUAUUGCUGUCAGCCAUGCUCUUUGGAGACCUUCCAGCAGCACCUUCCACCCCAAAUGGCACAACGGAUUGGUGAGGAGCUGGAGAUCUGUGUGUGCCUCACCUGUCAGAACCCAGAGUUAAAAGUUGAGAGUCUGGUGCGACGACGGCUGCUGCCCCUCAACACUCACUUGGAGGAGGUGGCCUUCAGCUCUGAAGACACCUUCAAGGAGUUCCUGGCCAGUGUACAGGCACUCAAAACACGGUCCUCCUCCCAGCUCAUGUACAGUGAGUGGUUCAUAGGAAUGGGUGGAGGCAGCCAUGUCCCACAACCCCAGAAGAGGACCCUGACGCGUCCACUGAGGGAGGUAGUAACCCAAUUAGAAGGAGAGCUAGACUUGCUGCGUCUUCACCUGAAACGAGCUUCACAUCAGUAUGAUGCCACUUUUACAGCCAAGUGUGAGGCAGAACAGUCACCACAGCAUGCUGUGCUGCAGGCAGAGUGGUCACCCCUUAUCAUCCUCCAUGCCUUAGGGGCUGAUGGAACACCAGCCCUGCAGCAGGUUGUCAGUCUGCAGUGUGGUUAUCUUUGGUCUCAUGCAGAUUCCCUUGGUUUCAUUGCUGUGUCGGGUUGCCGUGAUCAGCGUGCAGCAGCAGUAUGUGCAAGCCUGGAGCCACUGUUGGCUCGCCUAAUCCAACAAGGAGUGCGUUGCCUCACCCUGUUAGUGGACCCUAAGACAGACUUAAGUGCUGUUCUGGAGUACACCCGGCGUAGUGACCUGGAGGUGCGCUGGGUGUUCUCUGAGCCAGGUCAUGGUGCAGGUGUGGCUGAGGCAGUGGGAAAUAGUGUGACACAGCUCAUCUGUGACACAGUCAACUCAUGGGGUCCAGAGACUGUACUUUCAGCCAAGGAUGUGUUCAGUCUGAUCAGCCCAAACUCAAGCAAUUUGGUGUACUAUUACUCAGAGGAAGAUGUGUGGCGCAGCAGUCAGCUUUUGCAUGGUCCAACAGGGCCCAUCAAGACUGCCAACAAGCUCAUUAAACCAAAGACCAUCCUGUCAUUGUAGCAUUAAGUUGGGGUGUGGGUAGGUGGGAGGCAUGGGAGGGUGGGCCUUCAGAGAUAAAGUCAUGUGAGCUGUAAGCUCUAAAUAACAGCAGGUUAGCACUGGGCCCUCAUACCACAUAAUUAUAACAGCACAGCCUUGAUGAUGUGUAAGCAUUGUACCUCAGGACUCUGCUAUUUCCAAAACCAGUUACUACUUUUUUCACCAACCAUAUUACCUCAAAAUCAAGGCACUAUUGGUAUAUGAUAUAGCUUUAUUUAGUUAUUUAUUUAUUUGAGAGAGAGAGAGAGAGUGUGUGUGUGUGUGUGUGUGUGUGUGUGUGUGUGUGUGUGUGUGUGUGUGUGUGUGUGUGUGUGUGUGUGUGUGUGUGUGUGUGUGUGUGUGUGUAAAAGAGGUUGGAAUGGCACUGCAGAUAUGAAAGAAAAUAUCAAAUAAAAAAAUAUAUAAUUUGGUCAAGGAAGAAAUUUGUACCUAAGUAUUCUGGACACCAAGUCUUGUGCAGAUGUGCCCUUUAUCAGACCUUGUGUGGUGCCCAUUGCAGGGAGUGGAGAGAGUAAUUACACCCCUCCCUGCCCUGCCCUGCACUGCCCUGUCAACAUUCCACGACUCUUAAAGUUGUUCAGUGUUUUUUUUUAUGCAGAUACUGUGAUACUAAUUUAUCACCUUACUUAGUGUUCAAGUAGUUUAUUAUUACAAGACUGAUAUUAUUUUUGUAUGUUUUAAUCAAUAAUGUAUUGAUACAAUGA